AUGAAAAAGGCCAGCGGAGUGAGAUAUGGUAUUUUGGGGACACCCGUUACCCAGAUGACCUUCCUACUGCUAGGAGCGUUGAUGAAAACUGUUAAAGCAGAGGUUGGCAAGGCUGAGGGUAUUACUGUAGAUCAGAAUGCCGUUAAAAUGCCUACGAACGAGAUCAUAUUCCUUAUACUUGUUAUACUCGCUCUCGUAUGCUUCAUUAGUGCUUGCGUUGUAAACACAACGCAGGGGCAGGGCAGCGAUGCAAUCAUUGCGUUGGUAUCAAUCGCGUGCUUUUUGAUGGCUGCAUCGUUCUUCCAGGCCUUCAGACUGGGCUAUAUGAAACACCCUCUUACUGCCGGGCAUAUCACUUUCAUGGUCCUUGCAGCAUUGAUGUUGUUUACCUUUCUCGGUCUUAUGGCGACUUAUAGUGUAAUCGGAGACAGCAAUGCUGAGUCUGCGCUUAGGUUUGUUAUAAUUACUGCUAUUAUCAUGGUCCUUCUCAUCUCAUCCAUGAUUUGCGGGUAUUGGGUCUCUCUAUUUAGUAGACCUUUCUGCACUUGCCAGAUUAUCUGUAUUGUCGCGGGUAUCUUGGCGUUAUUAUGUAUGGGAGGCAUAAUUGGCGUAUUGGUACCCAUUUAUAACUCAGGAGGAAGUGGUUAUGCCGUUGUAGGACAAACAUCAACUGGAACGGCUGCACUUCAGCAAAUAAUCAAGGUAUGCUAUCCUCUAUUAACUGGCUUCCUCCUUACUGGCUAUUACCACACCCUUCUAGAAUUGCCAUACAAUGAAUGCGAGAUCAUAUGUCUAUUGCUCAUUUCAAUGGUAAUUUCAUGUUUACUCAGCGUGUUAGUCGAAAACAAUGGCUACGUAGAUGCUACAAAACUAUAUACAAUCAUAACUGCAGAUUUUGUCCUUACGAUAAUACUACUGUCGCUACUGUACUAUUAUCAGCCGUUCUCAAAGUAUUGCAACCCUGAUGCCAUCGCCCUUGUGAUCCUCGGUAUUGUGAUGUUCUUAUGCUUCGUCAUAAUUACAUCGUUUGCAAGCAACAUCUAUGGAGAAGAACACAUAAACCCAUGCAUAGCCGUUUGUGUCGUCCUUAUCCUUGCCCUCAUACCUUUCCUCUACUGCGCAUACCGCUUACGUAUUAAUGAACAUGCAAUCGCGUUCUUUCAGGGCAGAUUCAAAAGUGGUCCGACAGCUGACAAGACGAAUUCUAACAAUUUAUUUGGUGACGGUGGUCAAUAA
Messenger RNA from Babesia sp. Xinjiang, 1236 nucleotides. RefSeq lists its product as uncharacterized. The coding region runs from base 1 to 1236 and encodes 411 amino acids. The record is from RefSeq and is a predicted model, not a curated record. The transcript has a single exon. Lineage: Eukaryota; Apicomplexa; Aconoidasida; Piroplasmida; Babesiidae.